Molecule: messenger RNA, 1393 nt
Organism: Sebastes umbrosus (honeycomb rockfish)
Lineage: Eukaryota; Metazoa; Chordata; Actinopteri; Perciformes; Sebastidae
Product: protein EARLY FLOWERING 5-like
Exons: 6
Coding region: 184-1161 (325 amino acids)
Source: RefSeq, a predicted model, not a curated record
AGAGAGAGAGAGGAACAGUUAAGGGCUGCUUAAGAAAGUCAUCCGUCUCCAUCCGGCUGCUGGAGCUCAUUAAGAGUGAUCCUACUGACCCCUCACGUUACCAUAGUGAUACCAUAGUGAGAUCAGUGGUGCUGUGCUGGAUGUGUUCCUCAGACUCCCUUCUCUAAUGCUUACUACAUCUGUAUGUUCUUAUAUCUGCAGAAGAUGACCAAACCUAAGAUCAAGCCUUGCUUCCACUGCCAGGGCAUGAACGCAGCCAACCGGAAGACAUGCCAGUCGUGCUUCGCCAGCCUCUCCAUGAAAGAGAGGAUCAAGUUGAAGGAGGAGAGUUUACGCUCCGGUGACUGGGGGGGGAAGGUGAAGGAGCACCGCAACGCCAGCAGAGUGGUGGACUCAGCUCGCAUCUGUGUGAAGAAGCUGCAUGAACUGGGCUUUAAGCCUCUGCUCAUCAUGGGGAAGGAGAGGAGAGGAGGCUACACAGAGAUAGAGGUCAUCACCGGCAUCGGCCCGGUACCGGACGGACCUGUACGGGACAUCAUUAAAGACAUGACCACCCUGUAUGAAUACUUCCUCAGAAACUACAACCAGCUCCUCGCCACGUCUACAGCUCCAUCUGAUGAAGCUACGCCAGCAGCUUCAGCAUCCAACGCCUUCACUCAGGAGGAGGAGGAAGAGGAGGAGGAAGAAGAGGAGGAGGCCUUCGACGUCCUGACCUUUGACCCUGACCUCCACCCACCUCCUACGACUCCUCCUCUUCCGUCUCCUCCUCCUCCUACAACCUCCUGUCUCUCUUCACCUCCUCUUCCAACCCUCUCUCUUGAUUCACCUCCUCUUCCCACCCACUCUCUCUCUCCUCCUCCUCCUCACUCUUCACCUCCUCCACCAACCCUCCCUCUCUCCUUCCCUCCUCCUCCGGAUCCUCCCGUCUCCUGCUGUCCUCCUGCCAACGGCCCGAUGAGAAUGAAGAAGGGAAAAAGAAAAAGAAAUGAACACACAGGCUGCAAAAAGCACACCUGGCAGAAGAUUUUCUUUUCUGAGAAACUGAUAGAGAGGAGGUCCAACAACGGAAAAGAGGAGGUCAGGGUGCACUGGAAGUCGUGUUCAGCCUGUGGUAAAGAAUGGGAGGACACCUGGGAGCCGGCUGUUAACUUCUCCGUCUAGCUGUCACUCCACUUCCUGUUUUUAUACACUUGUUUAUAUGUAAAUAUUGUUUUUAUGAACUAAUAAUGAUGUUUGUUUUCAUACUCUCUGUCUCACUUCCUGCCUUUUUGUUAUAUUUUAUUAUUCUUUUGUUACUAUUUGUAAAUUUCUAUCACUACUGUAUUUAUUUAUUUGUGUUUAUUUAUGUGGAUAUUCACUUAUGGUUUAAUAAACACAUGUUUCAAAAUGGAUA